Molecule: messenger RNA, 3552 nt
Organism: Mesorhabditis spiculigera
Lineage: Eukaryota; Metazoa; Nematoda; Chromadorea; Rhabditida; Rhabditidae
Source: the annotation of a GenBank genome assembly
AUGUUCAUCAUCGAUCGUUUUUCAGCGCCAAUCGCCCGCGGUCUCCUCUCAUGGCCACGAAGCGUUACGGUAGCCGAGGGAAAAGCUGCUCUGUUGGAGUGCCUACCAGCUGGGAUGGCUGGAGCACAAGUUGAAUGGCUCCGUAACGGUUCAUACCUUCGCGUUGAUGGUGAACGGGUCCGUCUCGUCUCCUCUUCACUCCACUUUACAAGGACGCUACCCUCCGACACCGCCACCUACACCUGCCAGACGACCGUCCACGGUGAUGUCUAUGAAAAAACGGCAGAACUCGUCGUCAUCGAAUCCCCUCGCCUUACCGUAUCACUGGCCGAUCGGAUUGCCUCGGAACGGCAGGACGUCGAGAUGCGCUGCGAGACAAAAGGCACCUCGGAAGUGGAAUGGAUCAAAAAUGGAAUCCCGUUGCUUUCUAACCAUUUUAUCAAAAUUCAACAUGGUCAUCUACGGAUUCUCGGGGUUGUCAAGGCGGAUCAAGGCGUCUACCAAUGCAUCGCGAGAAACGAAGCGGGCACCGUAUCCUCUUACGCUCAACUCCUCGUCGAUAGUCAUGAAGCGUCAAUGGUUGCCGGUUCAUCCGGAAAACCGAAGCUCCCCUCGGCUCCUCUCAAUUUGAGAACGACCUUGAUUGGAGCUCGUAGCCUGGGUAUUGAAUGGGAUCAACCGGCUCAGACAUUCGGAAAACUCCUCCUCUAUCAUAUCUUCUAUCGAGAGGAUGGGCUGGAUAGAGAGCGCUCUAUUAAUGCGUCAUCACGAUGGGCGACCCUCUCCGGUCUUUCUCCCGAGAAAUUGUACAUCAUUCGAGUUGCCGGGGAGAAUGAGGCUGGAAUCGGGCUCUCUUCUGAUCACAUCAAGAUCACUACGGCAAAAGAACAGGCCGUUCCGGGUCAAAUUUCGCACCUGGCGGCGACGGCAACAGGUUCAGAGGGUGUAGAUGUUCGAUGGGAACCCCCGGGAGGGAAUGGAGGACAACCAUCACCACAUAGAUAUUCACUUUUCUAUCGGAGGCAUCCGCCUACGCAUAAUGAACCGGAAACACAGAUUACGGUCUCCUCAACGGAAUAUUCGCUCCAUGGUCUCGACAAAUACACCGAAUAUGCCAUUCGAGUUGAAGCUGAGGGGGAUAAUGGAUCUGGGCUGUCAUCGGAUGUCGUCACGGUCCGUACCCUGCCCGACGCCCCGUCAGCCGCUCCAGAAGACGUGGCCGUCGAGACGGAAUCUUCUACGGCGAUUCGCGUAACUUGGAAAUCACCACCAAAGAAUUCGCAUAACGGACAGCUAACCGGCUAUCGUAUCAAGUACAAAACGAAGCAGAAGGGGACGAAAAUACAGCAGAUUGCUGUGGAAGAUCCACAUUUAAUGGAGAGGUUAUUGGAUGAUCUUGAUCCUGGACAGCAUUAUCAGAUACGAGUUGCUGCUGUCAAUCAGAACGGUACGGGUCCAUUUUCCGACUGGCUACGCGCUGAUACCCCUUCCGUUGACAAGGAGGAGAAACUGCUCGGAGCACCAGUCGAGUUGAAGCCGAUUCCAGGCCCCGACUACAUCAUCGUCACAUGGAAACCCCCAUCCGAUGACACGACGAUAAUCCGUGGCUAUCAGAUUGGCUGGGGAAAUAAUGUGCCGGAUGUGGAGAUGGAGACUGUCGGUCCAUCAGCACUGCAACAUCGCAUUGAGGGGCUGCAUCCGGGCAGGGAAUAUGUGAUCAGCGUGCGGGCGAAGAACAACGUCGGGUUGGGGUAUCCGAUUUAUGAGACUGUCCGGACCGGAAGUGAAAAGGGAAGGAGCCCGUUUGGGAAUUCUGAUGAUGGGCAUGCUGAUGAUGGCGAUGAUUCUACCGUAACCCCAAUCGGCGUCCGUGCCGAGGCCAUUUCCGCCUCAUCAAUGCGUAUCAUUUGGACUGAUCCCGAUCAGGAGGCAUUCAACGUCAAAUAUACCGUCAAAUACUCGACACAAGCGGAAGGCAACAAACUGCACUAUGCGGAGUCAUCAGAUCCAUUUGUGGUUGUCGAGAGUCUGAGACCGGCUACAGAAUAUGAAUUCUCCGUCAGAACAUCACAUCGAGGGGCACAUUCACUGUGGAGUAUGGCUGCCAGGAAUAGAACCCUCUCCUCCCCUCCCUCCUCUGCUCCUCGUGAUCUCUCGCUCUCCCCAUCCCCAUCUGGAGAUCCACAUCAUGUUCUUCUCGAGUGGAAACCACCCAAAUAUGCCAAUGGAGAAUUGCUCGAAUACCUCAUCUACUACACGGACCGUUCUACGCUAGAAGACAAAGAUUGGCGUCUCCUCUCUAUCCCUGCUGCCCGUAAUACACAUUCUAUCGCUGAUCUACUACCCUCAUCCACUUACUACUUCAAGAUACAAGCCAGGAAUGAGAUGGGUCGCGUACCACUUGGAGGAGCUGGAACCGCGUUUUCGAUUGAUCACUUUAUUCAGACGCUGCUUUCUAACCCGCUCCAUCUCUUAAUAGCUGGGACUUGCCUUGUCGUGGCCAUCGUCGCUGUUGUUCUCUGCCUCUUGUGCAUCUUCAGACGCUCAUCGAAGAAGCCUCGCGCCAAGCCCGGGCAAUCCGGCGAUUUGUGGAUCAACCAAUCCCACGGAACCCAUCUACGACCAAAUAAUUCAAUGGAGCUGCUUGGUGGUGAUGUUCUGCACCAUCCCGCCCAUCCCCAUCAUCCUCUCCAUCAUCACAACACCAUCAAAACCCAGGGAUCUCCAUCCCCUCCACCAAGAUAUCAUGCACUACAGGCGGCACAAGAACUAGCCGGCACUGACGAUGGUGGUCACUACGGUACCGUAGGCCUUGGUCGUGGCUCGUCUCAGCGUCGUCUCCUCCUCUCUUCUAAAGGCAUCGUCCCAGCUGCCACGAAUCGAGCCCUGAUCCCUCCCCUGCGAUGCCCUCCACCCGGCUCCUAUGCACACAGCGAUGACAAUGAUAGCGGUACCCUCUCGCGAUCCUACCAUCACUCGUCUUCGAGUCUCGAGCAGAGAGGAGGGCCGAGGACACCACAAGUUGUCUAUACUGGCAUUGGAAGACAUCAGCCAAUCGCAAAGGUGGAGCUGGACUCUCCGUAUGGAUCAGCUGGACAACUACCCCCACCAACACCUCCCCUCCAAAUGCCACCAAAUAUCCCGUCUUCUAUGAUACCACAGGAUGGAUACAGGACAUUACGGGGAGGACAUCCACAACAACCCAUGGCUAGCGGAAAUCCAUUGAGAUCGUUCACAACCGUCUGCCCUCCUCCCCGCGGCGGCCCUCAAGUGAUUAUGGCCCAAAAACAAGUGCCAGUUGGAAGGGCACAGGCACAACCCAGGGUCAAUAUGGCCAAUAUCUACAGCCCAUACGCCUCGUGCUCACAAAUUCCGCGUGACGAUGACAAACAUCUGGCGCGGAUGGACUCGGAAUCGGAUGAGAGGACACCGUUGCAGCCAUCCGCCUCCAACGAGGAACUGAACGAGCUGACCGAAAAUAUCGACAAUUUCCUCGACGAUCUCAAGAAUAUGGAUAUGGGACCGAGAUCUGAGGCCGGGUGGAGCGCUGAU